AAACCCUAAUUUUUUUGGCCGCUCCUCCCUUUCCUUCUGCCGGAGACCAAUCCUCCGCCAAAGCAUUUGGGAAUUUGCUGUUGUUUCAUCAAACCAAACGGCCUGCCCUUGGAGAUCGAUCUAGAAGAAGGGGAAAAUUAAUUUCCCGGAACCUUCUCGCCCUUGCAGCCGUACCAAUAGGAACUCGCCCCGAGAUCCAUUCAAUCCACUUUUCCUAAAAAUGCGCAAAUCGCUCCAAUUGCGACCUCAAAUGGCCUCAUCCAUCAAACCGUAGCAGACCGCCGUGUCGGCGACGAUGACGUUCCUGUUGACAGCCUGUGGCCUUGCCGUCCGCGGGGAAAUCGUGGAUGCUCCGGCGGCGAGCCGCGGCGGAAUUUGGGGCCUGCAUAAGCUCACUAAGUUGUUGCUGAUUGUAAAUGUUCAGAACGGUCUAGGGCCGAUCAGAGUGGUGCUCUCGCCGGAAAACACCUUCGGUGAUUUAAUCAAGGAGGCAAUUGAGUGCUAAGGAGAAGCGGCGGCCGUUGUUGCCUAGCCCUAACCUUGCGUGCUAUGAGCUUCAUGAUUCUCAAUUUAAUCUCCAGAAAAAUAUUUGGGUAUCUGUCCAAGCGUUGGUGAUUUCUUAGCCGGUGAUGCAUAUCUGAAUUAAUAACUCAGGGCUCUGCUU
Messenger RNA from Cuscuta campestris, 664 nucleotides. Lineage: Eukaryota; Viridiplantae; Streptophyta; Magnoliopsida; Solanales; Convolvulaceae. The record is from the annotation of a GenBank genome assembly.